AUGGGAGGAAAAAAGUGGAAAGUAGUGGGGGUUUAUGAAAACGGUGAUAUGCAGGAGAAAUCAGAGGAGAUGACAGAAAUGAUUGAAGAAAAUAAAGAAGGAAUUAGACUGAUAAUAGCUUUGGCUUUAGACGGUGAACUGUCGGGAACUGCUAAAGAAUCUGCUAAAUAUUGCGGAAAAAUGAUUGGUUGCUACUAUCAAACAUACCCGCCAAAUAUUCCAGGACCUGCGUUACAUUUAGAGGACAUCGAUCCGUCUCUUUGCAGUCAUAUAUAUUACGAUUUGGCAACAAUAGGAGCAAACGCUUCUGUUGAAAGUGGAUAUCUAUAUGAAGAUAUCAAAGUCGAAAGCGAAAGAAUUAAGAAGUUUAAUGAUCUUCAGAAGAAGAACCCCGAUUUGAAAACCAUUGGUACAAUGGCGGGAAUUUGCAAUGUUAACCAUAAAUUACUUACUGAUCGGGAUCUGCGAGAGAAACUUGCCGAUAAUGUUUUUAAAUACGUGGAAAAAUACGGAUUCAAUGGUAUGGACAUUGACCAUUCAGCUCUACCUAAACGUGGUGAACAUCCUUGUGAUAAAAAAAGUUUCGUUUUAUUAGUGAAGUCACUCAAAGAAAAAUUUGAUAAAAAGCGGUUCAUUCUCUCUGUAAAAGUUGAUCCCAAUAAAGCGGCUGCCAAGAUAUUAUAUGAUAUCAAAGGAAUAUCGAGAUACGCAGACUUCAUAAAUUUAAAGACUUUUAAUUUUCACGGAUACACUGAUGAGGACAAGAAAAAUGGUAUUGGCCAUACUAGCCCAAUGUAUCAUUCAUCAAAGGAAAAUCCGGAGGAUUAUGUUGUGAGAUACUGGAUUACCGAGGGUGCUCCACAAAACAAGUUAUUACUGGGAACCUCUUUCACUGGAUUGUCUUAUAGUUUGAAUAAUCCAAACACUUUUCGUAGAGGUGCACCAUUUACUUAUAGAGGAGAAUUUGGUGAUGCGAUGCCAUAUUUUGAAUUUUGUAAAAUAAUAAAACAAUGGUCCUAUUUCUACGACCCAGAACAGAAAGUACCGUAUAUUCACAAGAAAAAUCAAAUUGUGGCCUAUGAUGAUGUUCGUUCCAUCGAGGUGAAGGCCAAAUAUGUGCAGGACAUGCAUCUUGGCGGUGCCAUGGUAAUGACUAUAGAUAAUGAUGAUUCCGGCGGAGUUUGCGGGAAAAAAUUUCCACUUUUAAAGGCUUUGAACCGACUCCUCAGAAAAAAAUGUUAA
Molecule: messenger RNA, 1242 nt
Organism: Belonocnema kinseyi
Lineage: Eukaryota; Metazoa; Arthropoda; Insecta; Hymenoptera; Cynipidae
Product: acidic mammalian chitinase-like
Exons: 6
Coding region: 1-1242 (413 amino acids)
Biological process (GO): carbohydrate metabolic process; chitin catabolic process
Cellular component (GO): extracellular region
Molecular function (GO): chitinase activity; chitin binding
Source: RefSeq, a predicted model, not a curated record